ACCAGUGGCUCUCAGUAGUUAUGUCCCUUGCCUUACCUGUGAAACGUUAAUUACAUAUGGCGUCUAUUUCCGUGAUUUUGUGAAUUGAAGGUUUGCAGAUUUAAAAAAAAUGAUUUCAUUUAAAACAGCUGUAUUUACUGUGGCCCUUUUCGGAGUAAUACAAAAAGGAGCGGCCAUAAACUGCCAUCAAUGUAACUCAUGGGAUGGGGCACAAUGCGGUGACAGGUUCGAGGGACUUACCUCGUACGAUGCUGCAGGAAAUGCAGAUAACGUUGAUGAAUGUGGCAUGCGUGACACACACUGUUUGAAAGUUAAAACUACGCUGAAGUUGUACGACUCGGGCUUUAUAACCGGAGAACCUAAAAGGUCCAUUGUAGUCACCAGAGGAUGUGUUACAGCACCAGAUGCAGGGGAGUUCUGUGAAGCUAUAGACAUGGACUCCGGCAUGCAGAUCCGAUGCCUGUGUUCUACGGACGAGUGUAAUCUAGCUGCAUCACAUGCCCCAAGUCUUCUGCUGGGUCUUUUGUCGGCUCUGACGUCAUGGUUACUAUUAAAAUAUUGAAACACCUUUAAAAUAAUGUGAUGGAAAGCGCUUUUAAAAUAGUGGCUCAGACAUUUUAAAAAACCCACCUCAAAACAAAUUGUAAUACAGAGAUUUUUUUUUGAAUAAGUUUCAUUGAGAUAUGGAGGAUUUUCUGCACAAAAUAAUAAUGUCUGAGAGUAAUGCAAGUUUUAGUAAAGGAAUGCUUCUGUAUAUACGUUUACUCUGAAAAGAGUGUGUUUUUUGUUUACUGAACAUGAUAUAUAUUGAUUAUCAUGAUGAAAUAUGUUUGUGAUUAAUCAUACCUGUUUAUGUCUAUGUUAGUGAAACAUUUUAUGUAUCUAAAUACAUGUUAAUGAUAACAACAGUAUGCAACACAAGUUUUCAGUCCAGAUAAACAUACUUAUUUACAGCCAGUAUUGUAUAGUUACUUAGAUGUGUUUUAGAGCAAUAUUAUAGCACAAUUACAUUAUUACUGUGUCAUAGCAUGCAAUAAUUUUUUUAAACCACCGCUGAAAACCCUCUGAAGAGGUAUAUUUAAAGCUCAAAUAAUUAUGAUUCAUCAGGAUAUAGCAUAGUACUGUCAGUAGUCAAUUCUAUCUAAUGUUAUUUUACAUUUCUGGUCUACAUACUGAUUACUUUUUGCAAAUGUGAAGUUACGACAAACAUUAGAGUUAUCUUAUAUCUGAUCUGCAAAAAAACAGAGAUAAUUAACAGUUUUAAUGAAAAAUGUAUGUAUGACAUCCGAACAGAUUCUUUGGAAUAAUAGUUAUACAAACUAAAGAUUUCUGUACAUAUUAGUAUUGUUCUUUUUUGUUUUAAUAUAUGCAAUAUAACUUUUAAGUUUUGCCAUUUUACUUUUGUACAUCUUUUUAAUUAUAUUUGAACUGUAUUUUUAUAGACAUUUUAAAAAUAUAAUCUAGAUUGAAACCAAA
Messenger RNA from Dreissena polymorpha, 1476 nucleotides. RefSeq lists its product as uncharacterized. Bases 110 to 562 code for a protein of 150 amino acids. Lineage: Eukaryota; Metazoa; Mollusca; Bivalvia; Myida; Dreissenidae. The record is from RefSeq and is a predicted model, not a curated record. Gene Ontology annotation, biological process: sleep; positive regulation of voltage-gated potassium channel activity; regulation of synaptic transmission, cholinergic. The transcript has 4 exons.